Messenger RNA from Aplosporella prunicola CBS 121167, 1710 nucleotides. RefSeq lists its product as uncharacterized. The record is from RefSeq and is a predicted model, not a curated record. Gene Ontology annotation, cellular component: plasma membrane. Bases 1 to 1710 code for a protein of 569 amino acids. NCBI's taxonomy places the organism in Eukaryota, Fungi, Ascomycota, Dothideomycetes, Botryosphaeriales, Aplosporellaceae. Gene Ontology annotation, molecular function: carbohydrate:proton symporter activity. The transcript has 2 exons. Gene Ontology annotation, biological process: transmembrane transport; carbohydrate transport.
AUGGGUCUCUUCAGCAAGAAAUCCGACGCCGUCGAGGCCGGCGUCCACGAGAAGGACAGCCCCGCCAACACCACUCCCGCCGAGUCGGUUGGCGGCCGCGACGCCCCUCUUCCCCAGCACAAGGUGCCCUUCAUCGCCAUCCUGCUCGGUGCCAUCGCCUCCGUCGGUGGCUUCAUGUUCGGUUAUGAGUCUGGUCAGAUUUCUGGCUUCAUGCAAAUGACCGACUUCAAGGACCGCUUCUCCGACAAUGGCAACUUCAACGCCGCCCGCUCCGGUACCAUUGUCGGUCUGAUGUGUAUUGGUACCCUGCUUGGCUGUCUCAUCUCCGCUCCCAUGGCCGACAAGUUUGGUCGCAAGUACACCAUCUCCUUCUGGGCUUUCGGCUACAUUGUCGGUGUCAUCAUCGAAAUCACCUCCACGACCGAGUGGGUGCAGUUCGCCAUCGGCCGUCUCAUUGCUGGUUUCGGUAUCGGCUCGCUCUCCACCUGCGUUCCCAUGUACCAGUCCGAGUCGAUCCCCAGGUCCAUCCGUGGCGCCGUCGUCUCUUCGUACCAGCUGUUCAUCACCCUGGGUAUCUGGACCGCCUACAUGAUCAACUACGGCACUGAGGACACUUACCACAACAGCGCCCAGUGGCGCAUUCCCAACGGCCUGUCUGCGCUGUGGGCUAUCCUGCUCGGCUCGUCGAUCCUGUUCAUGCCCGAGUCCCCUCGCUGGGCGUACCGUGUUGGCCGCAUCGAGGAGGCCCGCAUCACCAUGGCCCGCCUCAACGGCUGUGCCACCGACGACCCGCUCAUCAACCAGGAGAUUGCCGACAUUGAGGAGAAGCUGCAGGCCGAGCGUGCCGGUGGCCACCACAACUGGUACGAGAUCUUCACUGGUCCUCGUAUGCUCUACCGCACCAUUCUCGGUAUGACUCUCCAGGCCGGUCAGCAACUCACGGGCGCCAACUUCUUCUUCUACUACGGCACGACCAUCUUCAAGGCCACUGGUCUCUCCAACUCGUACGUCACGUCGAUCAUUCUCGGCUCCGUCAACGUCGGUGCUACCGUCGCUGGUCUGUGGAUCGUUGAGAACUGCGGUCGCCGCAAGUCGCUGAUGACGGGUGCUGCCGUUGCCUUCGUCUGCUUCAUGAUCUACUCGUUCGUCGGCCACUUCCAGCUCACGCUGCACCAUGGCGACCAGGCCCAGGCCGGCAGCGUUCUGAUUGUCUUCACGUGCUUCUUCAUUGUCGCCUUCGCCACGACCUGGGGUCCCAUGGUGUGGGCGAUUGUUGGCGAGCUGUACCCUGCGCGGUACCGCGCGACGUGCAUGGCUCUGGCAACGGCGGCCAACUGGCUGUUCAACUUCCUGAUCUCGUUCUUCUCGACGUUCAUCACGGACGCGAUCGACUACUUCUACGGUCUCGUCUUCGGCGGCUGCUGCUUCGCGUUGUUCUGGAUCGUCUACUUCUUCAUGAUCGAGUCCAAGGGCCGUUCCCUUGAGGAGAUCGACACCAUGUACAUGCUGCACGUCAACCCCAUCACUUCCGCCAAGUGGGACUCGAGCAGCCUGCGCCAGGACGGCGCCCCCACCACCGACCAGCUGUACCUGGCCAACGGCGGGCGCCGCAUCGUCAAGGACGAGGAGGCCGGCGUCGGCGGCGUGCGCAGCAAGAGCAUCCACCACGAGAAUGCUGCCGAUGCCGCUGCCGACGAGGACAAGAUCUAA